AUGGCCAAUCCUGAUACUACGGAACCCAUCGUCCUUGAUGGUAGCGUCCUCGAGGGAGGAGGACAGAUCCUUCGCAAUGCUGUAGCGCUUUCUGCUCUGCUCCACAAACCCAUCACCAUCGAGAAGAUACGGUAUGGGCGCUCUUCUCCAGGAUUGAGGAACCAGCAUCGGACAGGACUGGAGCUGGCAGCUAGGAUCGCCUCUGCCGAACUACUGAAUGCAAAGAACGGAUCCACUAGCAUCACGUUCAAACCUGGUUCCCUCGUCGUACCGGGAGAGUACAUCGCCGAUGCUGUCACAGCUGGAGCGGUCACUCUGAUGCUCCAGAUUUCGUUACCUCUACUUUUAUUCAGUUCGAGCAUUGAAGGGGGACGUUCUACUCUAACGCUCCGCGGAGGCACGAAUGCGAUCCAAGCGCCUCAGAUUGACUAUGUACAACAUGUCUUUUUGCCCUUUGUGCAGAGACACUUUGGGGUGGGAAGUGUGGAUGUAAACUUGACGAGGAGAGGGUAUUAUCCCAAGGGAGGAGGGGAGGUGGUGUUCAGUCUCCCGUCUCUACCACCCGGAGAGAAGUUGAAGAGUUUCAGUUUGUUACAGAGGGGGAAGCUUGUGUCUAUCAAAGGUAUUGCGCAUUUCAGCAAGCUGCCGGGGUCGGUGGGGAGUGAGAUGGUGAGAGGGGCAGAGAAAUAUCUUAGGAAGGCGGGGUAUCGGGGGAAGGAAGAGAAUGAUAUGUUGCCUCCGAAUAGUGACGAUGAGGAUGAAGAAGACGACGGGGCGGUUAAGAUUGAGAUCAAGGCUGUGAGGGAGAAGAAUGAUAUUUCUGUGGCGGGAGGGAGUGGGAUUGUCUUGUGGGCAGAGCUUGAGGGCGGGGGAUUUAUUGGUGGAAGCGCGGUGGGUAAGAAGGGGAUCGAUCCGCAGCAGGUGGGCGCCGAGGCAGCAGAGUUACUGGUGAAAGGGUUGGAAGGGGGAGGGUGUGUGGAUGAGUGGUUGCAGGAUCAGAUUAUCAUUUUUAUGGCACUCGCAGACGGAUCUUCAGAGGUUAGGUGUGCUAGAGGCGAGUUGGAAUUGCAUACAAAAACCGCGAUAUGGCUGGCGGAGCAGCUGACGGAUGCCAAGUUCACGAUAGAAGCGGACCCUGCUGGUACAAUCAUCCGUUGUCAAGGAAUUGGGUAUUCAGCUUCACCACACCAGUCAGAACGAAAUGCAGAGGAUUGAAAGCAGAAUGCGAUUACAUGGGACCAGGAAAUAAAUAAGAUAGUCCUGCUUUCGUUCCACUAAUGUCGAGGAGAUGUGUAUUAAAGAUCGUACCGUUCCCAUACGAACAGAGUCAUAUAUUAGUGUACACCCCAAAGGUCCAUCGUCGUCAUCAA
Molecule: messenger RNA, 1370 nt
Organism: Coprinopsis cinerea okayama7#130
Lineage: Eukaryota; Fungi; Basidiomycota; Agaricomycetes; Agaricales; Psathyrellaceae
Product: RTC domain containing 1
Exons: 3
Coding region: 1-1215 (404 amino acids)
Biological process (GO): RNA processing
Cellular component (GO): nucleus
Molecular function (GO): RNA-3'-phosphate cyclase activity
Source: RefSeq, a predicted model, not a curated record